AACACAAGGGUCAGUAGUUUACUCAAACUGACCAAUUCAUUACUGAGGAAAUUACGGAAAUAGUUUUAAAAAGACAAAUAUCAGCUAACCGUGUGUGUAUUUUACGAACUAUUCGUAAUUUAUUGAAAGUAGAUUGACUGAAAGCUUUUCAAGAUGUCCAUUUUAACUCCACGACGAUUAGCUGCCUGCAUCAUGGUGUUUAUGUUGAUGUCAAUUCAGUUCUUGUCCACAGGUCAUUUACAGCAUCUCCUUUCAUUUGUCACCACAUUUGUCAAUUCAAAUACCCCGCUGUCAUCAAGUAAUGGUCACGAAACAUUCAUUUCAGAUCACAAAGAAACCCACCAUAUCGGAAAUCAUCGACACGAUAAGUGGAAGAUUAAGCCUCCUGAAGGACAUGUGCUGUUACUGGCAUACAUGCGCAGUGGGUCAUCUUUUGUUGGCAAUGUUCUCCAAAACAGUCCCGAUGUUGUCUACAUAUUUGAGCCAUUAUAUUCCUUGUAUAAAUUAUAUCACAAGACGGAAAGACCUUUAACAUUUCUGUUUAAAAAACCUUUUUUCCUUAAAAAUGAAGAAUUUGGAGAUAUGGAAAACGAAGUCUUGUCAAGUUUUCUGUCGUGCAAUUUUACCAACCUGGAUCUUGAAACCUUAACACAGAUCCAUUUUGAAAGAGGACGAUUCCUGCCAUAUGAUGUUUGUCUGCGUAACGGAUCUUCCAAACUACCGGAAAUCGUCAGAUGUUUGUAUCAUCUCUAUGACGAAUGUCGUCAUAGAAACGUGUCAGUGGCUAAAACCAUUCGGUUGACCGUGGAGAAAGCGGAAUUAUUAAUGCAGAAGGAUCCCAUGUUAAAAGUCAUCCACCUUGUACGUGAUCCAAGGGCAAUUAUAUCAUCCAGAUUAAAAUUAGGAAAAUUGGACGGCGUUAUAAAUAUCGCGGAAGAAUCAAAACAACUUUGUAAUCAAAUGACUGAAGAUGUUAUUUUGUUCCGCCAUCUUGAAAAAAAAUAUAAGCAACGAUUAAAGCAAGUUCGUUACGAAGACAUUGUUAGAGAACCAGUUGCCAUUUUUAAAGAUCUUUAUCAGUUUGCUAACAUUUCUUAUACCGGAUUCCAAAAAGAUUACAUUAUGCGAUUAACGAACAAACACGCAGGCACUCCCUGCACAUAUUGUGUCGAGAGUAAAAUGGCCUUAAAAACAGCGCAUGCGUGGAGAUAUAGCAUGCCAAUCCGGACUGUGGAAAUAAUUGACAAGAAUUGUGGUAUGUUGAACAAUUUAUUGGGUUACGUUAAUGUGGAGAAUGAAAAACAUUUAGUCAAUACUAAUGUCCAGCUUUAUAAAUAAAAUGGCAGAGACAGAAUUACCGUUGUCAUGGGUAACACAUACUUUUAACGAACCUGACCCUGUCAUAGAUAAAAAGAAAUCAACAUAGGCAGCAUUACUAUUGUCAUGGAUUUUAAUACAACGGAUGUCUGCUGUUUAAAACACGUUUAAUAAGACUAAGACUAGUAAUUAUUUCCCCUUCUGUAGUGCGAGUUAUAAAUUUUUUUCUCCCCUCUUCCUGCAUUUUGGGGUUGACUUUUUGGUAUAGAAUUGGAGAAAAGGGAUCAAAUUUGCAAAUUUACAGCAAUUUGGGGUAAUGUAGAUGAUUUUACAGCGGAGGGAUAGGGGGUGUAAAGUGUCUUUCUGCAGAGCAAUCAUUGUGUCGGAAGAGUGAGGUUUUCACCCCAGUCAACAUCAAAUCCCCGUAGCAAAAAAUCUAAACGAUCAACCCCCCUACAAAAUUAUGAUUAGGAAAUUGGAACCAACAGUAUGUUGAGCAUAAAGCUACAGUCUGUGAUGUUACAGCCAUUUAACAUUGAAGUCAAUGGGCAAAUAAUUGCUAGUCUGAGUCCUGAUACAUGUUUGUAAAAGUGUGCAUUUAUGUCCCCUUGAUUUAACUCUUUGAGUCCCGUUGGAUACGUGUGUGAGAUUUUAAAAAAAUUCGCUGGUAUCUCGCAAUCACAAGGUUUUAGGGGUCAAGCAAUCUAUCAACAGCUAGAUGGAAAAUGCAUGACGUCAUCGUGAAAUCCAAGAUGGCCGCCAUAUAAAACAACGGUUAGUGCUAAUGAUAAGGCCAGCUCAAUUUUGUCGUCAUAGGCCACAAUGUAAACAGGGCUAGCGCUAAUCCCAAUCCUAUCCCUAACCCUGGACCUAGUCCCAAUGAUUACCCUAACUCUAACCUAGAAUCUCGCAAACAAUCACGUGCCCAAACCUUAUUUACAUCUCAACGACCUUGACAAAAUUUGAGCUGGCCGUAACAAAUAUCCAUUAAAACCGUUCUCCAUGUCAAAAACAUAUGGCAUAGUCGUGAAACCAAAAUGACCACCAUAAAUGCAAGAUGGCAUUUUGAUAA
This is a messenger RNA of Patella vulgata (common limpet), 2389 nucleotides long. Its product is annotated as carbohydrate sulfotransferase 4. The transcript has 5 exons. Lineage: Eukaryota; Metazoa; Mollusca; Gastropoda; Patellidae. Gene Ontology annotation, molecular function: N-acetylglucosamine 6-O-sulfotransferase activity. Gene Ontology annotation, biological process: N-acetylglucosamine metabolic process; sulfur compound metabolic process. Bases 154 to 1338 code for a protein of 394 amino acids. The record is from RefSeq and is a predicted model, not a curated record.